CUUUUUUUUUUUUUUUUUAAAUCACAAAACCAUGUGACUUUUCUGAAUUCCUCCUGUGCUCUUUCAGUUUCACGUUCACCCUGUCACUGGAAUAGAGAGGGGUGUAUGAAAUGCUGAUUAAAAAUCAUUCAGAAUUAAAGUCUGUAAGAUCUGAGGAACAUCAAGGAGCUGGGGAAAAGCUUUAAUGCCCUGAAACAAAACUGAAAAAUGUAAUGAAAAACAAACAAAGAAAAAGACCUUCUGUUAGACUCUGAGGAGGGAGAAGCUGGGAACUCCCCACAGACUGGCUCUGCUGAGAAGUUUCUGCCAGUUUAAACAGAGAAAGAGUUAAGCUAUGCUGGAUUUCUAGGACCCAGCCGCAUGAUGGAGGAGGAUUCCCCCUCCCCCAAAUCCUGCUCUUCAGCUGCAUAGUCUGAUGGCUGAAGAGUCACAUGUUAUAAGGAAAAUGAAGGUUUCCUUCUUCCCUCAUGGCCCUGUAAUGAGUUCCUCUCUGCCUGGCUACAUCAUGUUCUUCAUUAUUCUGUCCGUUCACAAAGGGGACUCAGCUCAAUUUAAAGUGAUUGGACCUGACCACCCUAUCAUGGCCACUGCAGGAGAGGACAUUGUGUUACCCUGUCACCUCAGCCCCAGGGUAAGUGCUGAGAACAUGGAGGUGAGAUGGUACCGGUCCCAGUUCUAUUCACCUGUGCACCUUUAUCGUGAUGGGGACAAUCAGAAUGAAAGGCAGAUGCCAGAUUAUCAGGGAAGGACAGAAUUUCUGAGAGAUGACAUUGCCAAUGGAAGCGUUGCCUUGAGAAUACGCCAUGUCAGACCCUCUGAUGAAGGACAGUACAGGUGCUUUUUUCGAUCAAGUGUUUUUCAUGAAGAAUCCCUGUUGGAACUGAAAGUAGCAGGUCUGGGCUCUGCUCCUCUCAUCUCUGUUGAGGGUUAUCAGGAUGGAGGGAUUCGAAUGGUGUGUCGAUCAGCUGGGUGGUACCCAGAGCCUGAGGUGCUGUGGAGAGAUCCCAGUGGACAGCCUUUAACGUCACUGUCAGAAACAAAACCCCGCGGGGCUAAUGGCCUGUUUGAGACACAGAGUUCUAUCAUUAUGUCAGAGACUUCUAACCAGAGCCUGUCCUGUCAUAUCAGGAACACACUCCUCAACCAAGAAAAGGAGUCGACAGUUUAUAUAGCAGGUCCUUUUUUCCCAAGGGUGUCUCCCUGGAUGGUGGCUCUGUGCGCGCUCCUGGUUAUUGCCUUUGUUUUGAUAGGCAUUGCUGCUUUUCUCUUCAAGUUAAGAGGAAACCUUCAUGCAAAAAUCAGGAAGAUCCAGGCUGAAAAACGGAAACUUCUUGAAAAUAUCAGUGAACUCCAAGAAGAAAUUAGGAGAUUGCAGGCAGAAAUUGGGAAACACCUUGACAAUAUCAGUGAACUCCAUGAAGAAAUUAGGGCACAUCUUGAAAAUAUUAGUGAACUGAAUGAAAAAAUUAGUGGACUUCAAAGAGAACUUGAAUGGAGAAAAGCCCUAGUUUGUCCAACGAAUGUAACCCUGGAUCCAAACACAGCAAAUGCCCAGCUCAUCAUAUCUGAGGAUCGGAAAAGCGUGAGGCGUGGAAUUGCACGGCAGGAGGUGCCGGACAAUCCAGAGCGAUUCCAUUCUUUCUGUUUGCUGGGCUGUGAGAGGUUCACCUCAGGGAGACAUUACUGGGAGGUGGAGGUGGGAGAUGGAGGAUUUUGGGCUGUGGGUGUUGCCAGAGAGUCUAUGAGGAGGAAGGGAGGGAUCAGAUUUAACCCUGAGCAGGGGAUCUGGGCUGUAGAACGGUGUGGGGAUCAGUACCGGGCUCUCACCUCCCCGGAAACUCCCAUGCCCCUGAGUGAGAGACCUAAGAAGAUUGGGGUUUAUCUGGACUAUGAAGCGGAAUUGGUGGCAUUUUAUGAUACUGGUAAUGAGACCCUGAUCUUUACUUUCAUGUCAGCAUCUUUUACUGGGGAGACAAUCCUUCCCUUCUUCUGGGUGGGGAUUGGAGUCCUGCUCAAAGUCUACCCAUGAGGCCUGGAGAUGGGGAGGUAGCAAUAUCCCACUGAGGUUCACUCUGUUUGUGGACAAGAAAUGGACUGAACUAGUUGUUGUCCUGGGGACAGCUCAGAUGGUUUAAAACACACUGCUGUGGUUCUAGAGAGGGGGAUUGGGGAGACAGAGAAGAUGGGGGGUUGUAGGGAGCAUAGGCACCGACUCUGUGGGUGCCGCAGGGCUUGAGCACCCACAGGGAAAAGUUAGUGGGUGCUCUUCACCCACCGGAAGCCAAGCUCCCUUCACCCCCCACCCAACUCAUCUCCUCCUCCUGCCCUGAGCACGCCGCAUCCCCACUCCUCUGCCUACCUCCUAGUGCUUGCUG
Molecule: messenger RNA, 2375 nt
Organism: Chelonoidis abingdonii (Abingdon island giant tortoise)
Lineage: Eukaryota; Metazoa; Chordata; Testudines; Testudinidae
Product: butyrophilin subfamily 1 member A1-like
Biological process (GO): regulation of cytokine production; T cell receptor signaling pathway
Cellular component (GO): external side of plasma membrane
Molecular function (GO): signaling receptor binding
Source: RefSeq, a predicted model, not a curated record